CGGAGGGAUAUUUACCUAGUGUGUUUAAUUAAUUUGGCUUAGCUUAGGUACCAAGUUAUUAUUAUUCCUCGAGCAAGAGAAGCAAGGUGUUAUCUUAUCUCCUUCUUCUUUAUAUAGUCUCUUUUUUUGGUCUAGAUCCCAAAAUUGAAAUAAAUAAAUAAAUAAAUUGUUAAUUUUAUGGUGAACAUGAAGAAAUAACGAACGAAAAUAGAAUGGGAAAAACAGAAGGAGAAGAAAAAACAAAAUUGGAAUCAGUGAAGAAUUACUUAGAGAACAAAGGAAAAGCAUCAACGGUAGAAAAUGAAUUUCCUCCGAAGUUUCUAGAACCUCUAGUCUUAGAUGGCCAAUGCCUCCAACUCAUGGAACCUGGACGUAUGGUCUUCUCCAUGAAGAUACCUCCACGUUUACUCAAUUCAGGUAACUACUUGCACGUUGGUGCCAUCACUACUCUGGUGGAUCUGGUUGGCGCCGCCGCAAUUCCCGCCGCUGGAUUUCCGGUUGAUACGGGAGUUUCAGUUGAGAUCAAUGUUACAUGCUUUCAUGCUGCAUAUGUCAAUGAGGAGAUUGAGAUUGAUACGAGGGUUCUACGAGUAGGAAAGGCGAUAGCUGUUGUAAGCGUAGAGUUCAGGAAGAAAAAGACUGGCCAAGUUUUUGCUCAAGGGCGCCAUACCAAAUAUCUUCCCAUUACUAGUAAAAUGUGAAACUAAAAACAGAAGAGAGGAUAUGACAUUUUUGAGUUGGAAACAAAGCCACAAAACACUUUCAAGGUUCGUUUGAUGGUGAUGAUUUGAUAGACAGUAGAGACGAAUAAGAUACGAGAGUUGAAUAAUGUAGGAUAUGAAAAUGAUACGGUCUUAAUUUAUCAUGUGUUUGAUGUGCCUAAGAAACUAGAUAUUAUAAUCUUGGAGUGCUGCCAAGUUUUUGUUAAGGUGAUGAUAAAAUUUUCAAGGACACAAUGAGGAGUGCACUACCACAAGUUUAAACUUUAGCUUAUGCACUUCUGUUAUAUAAAGAAUACAAAGGAGGAGUCAAUGUUGUCAGCUAUAUGCCAUGUUAAUUUCAUUUUUUUCCUCUUGCAAUGAAACUCUACUGUUAAUCUUCUUGAUUCCUACACAAUUGACAGUUUCCUCAAAUCUAUACAAAAUAAUGUUGGCCAAAAA
Molecule: messenger RNA, 1160 nt
Organism: Trifolium pratense (red clover)
Lineage: Eukaryota; Viridiplantae; Streptophyta; Magnoliopsida; Fabales; Fabaceae
Product: putative esterase F42H10.6
Exons: 4
Coding region: 213-701 (162 amino acids)
Molecular function (GO): fatty acyl-CoA hydrolase activity
Source: RefSeq, a predicted model, not a curated record